Messenger RNA from Closterium sp. Naga37s-1, 714 nucleotides. The record is from the annotation of a GenBank genome assembly. Lineage: Eukaryota; Viridiplantae; Streptophyta; Zygnematophyceae; Desmidiales; Closteriaceae.
AUGCUGUGCAUCAGUUUUACUUGCUGCACGCUGUUCAGCCGCCACUCACUGGAUGCUGUUCAGCCGUCCUUACUACUCACUGCAUGCUGUUCAGCCGCCCAUAUUACUCACUGCACGCUCUUCAGCCGUGCUUAUUACUUGCUGCAUGCUGUUCAGCCGCCCAUAUUACUCACUGCACGCUCGUCAGCCACCCUCAAUACUUGCUGCGCCCUAGUCAACAACCCGCUGCAAGUCGGCCAGAAUGUGCCUUGGCCGUCCUCUCAUCACCUCCAGCCACAGCCAAAACUCACAAACCCCUCCGCCAUUCUCUCUCCCCUCUCCCCUCUCCCCGCGGCCCACGCACGCGCAGAGGCGUACGUGCAGGUGGAUGCAGCGUUUGUGCCGCUGCACCGGUCGCUGGACACGAGUAUCAUCACACCGGAGCUGCGAGGGCUGGGAGCCAUGGGGCAACCCUGCGCCGUCUCGCUGCAUGAUGCGAUUGGAUCCCUCAUCAACCGCCCCGUCUGCAAGGUCAUGCUCCGCGCGCUGCCAUGUCAUUCCCCCCACCUCUAUACCCGAAACCCUAACCUAACCAACCCCUCCUCCCCCUCUUCCUCCUCCCUUUGUUCCUCAAACCCCGUCUUCCUACUGCCACUCUUCCUACUCGUCAACCCUUCACUUCCUCGCCCACCUCCCCCCUCCCCACCUGCCCCUCCCCCAGUACCCCCAAUGUGA